Molecule: messenger RNA, 4929 nt
Organism: Diachasma alloeum
Lineage: Eukaryota; Metazoa; Arthropoda; Insecta; Hymenoptera; Braconidae
Exons: 4
Coding region: 1-4929 (1642 amino acids)
Molecular function (GO): calmodulin binding
Source: RefSeq, a predicted model, not a curated record
AUGGCGACAUUCUCACCCCCGAAGCACACUUCCGGCUUCCUGGUGGCCCCCCGAGUGCCCCAGGGUCUCGCAGCAGCAGUAGAGGGUCUGACCCGGGAGGUGAUCCGUAACAAGCCUGAGGACAUUUACGUCUUCGCAGCGCGUCACUUCGAGAAUCUCCUCCAGCUCCGUGAGCAGUACGAAACGAGCGGGAUCCCCCUCGAAAGAGACCCCAGGACCCUCCGGGACAUGGGCCUGACCCACGUAACCUCCCCGGAGCGUCGAAAAACUUCGACUCAAGCGCGCCUCGAGGCGGAGCGCAGCGGCUGGUCCCUGAACCAAACGGCGAAGGUCCUGAAGCGCCACCGAAGCAUCAUCACUGACUCCCCCACCUCCCAGGACCCAUUCCACCCCCCUUCCGACUACCAUCCCCCCUCCAGUGCAAGCCCACCCCACCACAUCUGCUCGAAAACCCCGAAAAACUCCCGAAGACCCUCGAGGCCCUUCGAGAGCUCGCCCUCCUCCUCCCAAUCCGGCGACUCCGAACCCCGAACAACUCCAAAGAUCCUCUCCAGGAUGUCCACGGAGAUGACCUCUCGAGACAUAAAAAACGAGCUCCGAAAGAAUAGAAUAAGCAGUAGAGAGCGAAGGUCGAAGCCCAGAAGACCAGAAGCCGAAGAAAACAGAUCAAAAAUCGAAGGAUUCGACACGUCCGAGUCCUUCGAGACCCAGAGGAAACCGUCAAAGCGAUCAUCAGACAGGUCAAGACGACCCGAGGACCGAAGAAAAGAUAAACAAAAUGGCGGCAGCCCGAGUGACGACAAAAUGUCGAGAACGCCGAGUAUGGACAAGGUGAAAGACUACGUAGUCAGGAAAUUCUCGUCGACGAAGAGUCUGGAAGAGCUUCAAUCCUUGAACUACGUGGAGAAGGUCCAGAGCAUCAUCGACUCGACGGAGCCCAUAAUCCGGGAGAAGAUUGAGGAGUUGAAGAACGAGAUGAUCAACUCGAGGAAGAGAUCAAACGCUUCGGAGUCGUUGAAGACCGCUGAGACCCCACAGGCACCCGCAGAUGUCCUGGAGAGCCGGUUGAACGACACGCAGAGGCUCUUGGAGAAUGUCUCCUCGGAGUUGUCAAAGCCCCCAGGCCGUUCUCGAUCGGCAAGGGCUUUGAGAAGAAUCAGAAGUGUCUCGAUGAUCUCCACGGAGGACAUCAACGGCGGAAGCCACGAGAGAAACGAGGAGUUCAUGAUCUCAGAGCUCUUGAUCUCCAACGGCCAGCGAGAUGGUCUCGAUGUGAGGAUCAAAGACCAUGACCACGUCCUCGAGGAUCGCAAAUACCGCAGGUCCCACUCGGCAAAAGGAAGCAGAAGGAACAUAAAUAUCUUUGAGCCUGAGAAGUCCCCUGACAAGUUCUCGCAGAACGAAGCACUCGAGUCAAUGCUCAACGAAACCAGGAGCAUCCUGGCGGAUAUUUCCACCUCCUUCUCCUUCCAAAACGGCCACAGAAGGUCCAGAGGAAGCGCAAGCGCCUCGUCCUCAUCAAAAUCCGAUGACUGUGACUUCCAAGACAUGUUGGGACUGUCCAAAGUAUCUCUCCCAGAAGUUCGACCGAAAUCCUCGAAGAACACCAAUAGGAGCCUUCAAAAAAAUAAUCUGGGGGAUAUUGUCCUGCCUGCGAUAUCCCCAGAAGCUCCGAAAUCCUCGAAAAUCAGAGAGGAGCUGAUCCUCCCAGUGUUAUCCCCUCCGAACACCUCGAAAGACCCUGAAAUCCCAGAGCUCCCAGUGGAGGAGGUCUUCAAAGACAGUUUGAAUGUCUCCCCAGAGCCGUCGGACCUCCAGCGGCCGGACUCCCUGGAACCCGAAGAGAGGAUUGAGGACAUCGAGCCCCCGACAUCAGAGUUGAAACAGAAACUGUUAGAAAUCCACGAAGCAGAGAAGAAGAUCGAAAAGGUCUUCAGGAGUGAAUCAAUCCCAGCCCCUGAGGAGAUCGAACCCACGGAAUCAGAUGACGAGUUGAAGAGAAAGCUCAUGGAGCUGAUGGAGGCCGAGAGGGAGAUCGAGAAUGCUCUGGAUGGUGCGCAAAAACCUGAAUCACCUGAUGAAGCACCUCCCAGUCAUCGGCAAUCAGAUCAACCUGAGGAUGACGAUGAGGGGUUGAAGGCAUCAUCAAGAGCGUCAGCAGAUCCUAAAGGCUCUCCUCACACGUACGUCCUGACUGAGGGCUCCCCUUACGAUAUCCCAGAGUCCGUGACAACGGUUAUAAUCCCAGAGCACACGCCAUCUCCAGGACCUGAUGAUCAUAAAUUACCUCAGGUUCUUGAGGAGCUUGAGAACCCCGAGAGAUCGCGGGAUCCCUCGUCGUCCUUCGGGGAGGAGAUCAUCCUCGAGGAGCCGAAGGACUCCCUGAUCGAUAUGAUCCCGAAGAAGCCAGAGAUGAUCCCCAAGAAGCCUGAGAUAACAAUCCCGAAGCAGAACCUCCAAUGCAUCAACGAAGAGGAAGACCUGGAAGAGGAUGAAACUGUUGAUAAUGGCACCUCGGACCCCCCCACAAGCUUCCUGGAUGUCGAAGAGGAGACGAAUGACCAGAAGUCAAUGGACGCUUCCGAUGACUUCGGAAGACCUGAAUGUAUUUCGAUGUCUUCAACAUCCGCGAAAGAAACCAGCAUCACUGAUGGGCCUAUGGAGACCCCCAAGGACCUUCCGGACUCCGGGGAGGACGUCAGUACUGUCUCAGCAAGCGCUGAAUCCUCGAACGAAGCGAAGGAGACGACUCUCACUGACGGAACAAGCUUCUCCAUCGAUCCCACAAGACCUUUCGUCCCGGAACUGAACCUGGAUUCCCUCCAGGACAUCACUGUUUCGUCCUUCAAGAUGACUGAGGACGAGUAUGAACCUGGGGAUAACGAGAAUACCAACUCCUUCACGGAAACUUUGACCCCUGAUGAGAGGGACAGAGGGAGACGUGGGGAGGAGGGUUUGGAGGGCUGUGAGGACGUUGAUGAGGAUCGGAGUGGAGUGUCUGAGUCUCUAGGAGCUAGGGACGAUGAGGAGGAGGUGAAGCACCUGGAGACUGGUGAGGAUGUUUUUGUUAAGGAAUUUGUAGAGGUGAGGGAGCCCCUUUGUGAGAAGAAAGUUGUUUAUGUCACUGGGCCAAAUGAGGAUCUUGGGAAUGAGGAGAAGACAGAAGUUGAAGUAUCUCAUGAAGAUCUUCCUCAUGAUUCUGGGGGAGACCCUCCGGAGGCACGUGCAGAGUCAGAUCUAGAUAAAGAAGGGAAAACUGAUGAGGAGAAGGGGUCGGAGAGCGAUCAGGGGACUGAGAACUUAACGGAGGAAGACACUCCUCUGGCUGUGUCCAGGUCGGCUAGUCAGUGCACGACGAGGAGAGUCAGUUCUGGGAAUUUAGCGAGGAUGAGGGACACUCGGGUGGAGGAGGGCGAGGAGGAGGGGGAUGGUAGGAGUGAUGAGGCGAGGGUGAAGUUCUUGGGGGAGGGCGAGGGGGAGGUUGACCCUGGGGAGGUGGGAGGGAAGGAGAUUGAUAUAGCGGCUGUGGGGGACGAUGCUGAGGACGAUCGGGAGAGGAUGGAGAGCAAGGAGUAUCAUAUUUACGUUCCCGAGUUGGAUCAGAGUGAGGAGUCGACGACGGAGUCGAGUUUCAAUUCUGCGGCUACGAAAAUUCAAGCAGGUGUCAGGGGUUUCCUGACCCGCCGUAGACUCCAGCGAAUGCACCACUUGAGUUCAACUCUCAACGGGGUACCAUCGAUUCAAGACAGCAUUGUGAUUGACGAGCGCCCCCUGGAGUACCUGGAUGUUCCAGAGAAGGACCUACUGGAGCUGGAGGGUGCAGCAACAACAAUCCAGAGCAACUUCCGGGGUUACAAAGCUCGGAAGCGUCUGCGACGAGAAGACGCCAUGCAGAGAACCACAAUCUCCAUGGAACGAGCUUUCGGAGAAGAUGGCUUACGUCACACUGGAGAAUUUCAUGACUGCAUUCCCCUCCCGCUGCUGGACUUUGCCCCAAGGAUCUUCACCCCUGAAUGCCCACAAAACGAGCCCAAUGCAGGGGACAGAACCCCGAAGCAAACCGUGGGAAUGAUGUUUGAGUUAGCUGCAGGAGUUCCAGUUCUCCAGUUCGGUCUUCCCCCGAAGAUCACUAAACUAGUGGAUCUAGUAGUUCUCGCUAAAGACGAGAGUGCAGUCGAGAGUGGAUACCUGAAUUUUAUAACUAGUGUCGAAGAUGCGGAGAGUUCUCCAGCGGCUGCGGGCUUUUUCAAGCCUCCAGCGACGCCUGGAAGUGACGCCUCUGGAGAAAGUACAAGAGAGUUUGUGGAAUUGAGUCCAAGAAAAGGAGUGAUAAUCGAAGAGAUUACGAGUUUAGAAGAAGCUAAAAUUUUGAGUGAAAUGAAGGCGAAAGAGACUCCGGAGACUCCAGAAGUUCCAGCAGUUCCGGAAAAAGAUAUUGAAGAACUUGAAGCGACGAAGGAAGCUUCAGAAACUGCGGAAGAGGAGACAUCGACUCCCCUGGAGGACGAAUCUGGAGAAGUCCUGGAGAAACCUGGAAUUGAUAUUGCUGGAGCACUGGAAGCCCCUUUAGCCAUCCUAGGCUUUCCCAUGAAAGAGGGGAAACUCCUGCGUUAUGAAUCUGAAGACUCCAUGGCCUCGCACGACAGGAGACCCUUGCUGGAGGUGACCCUGACCCCUGGAGACCCCAUGAAGUCGUUGAGCCUCUCUCAAGAAAGUCAACUUGCAGGAGAAAGGAUCGAGUCUCCCAUCACGAUGAUGCAGAUUGUUCCAGGAAGGGGGGCAUCACUUCUCCAGGAUGACUCUGGAGAAAUUAUCACUGGAGAAGAUAAGAAGGAGGGAGAGGGGUCUUUAGAAGCACAAGGAAGUGCCGAAGAGACAAAAAAGGAAGGCGAUGGUUCAUCGUAUUUCUGGGAGUUUAACAAUCUCUGA